UAUCAGAUUGUUCGCCGUACCACCCAAGCAGAGGGACACAUAAUCUUCGCGUUUCCGUUUCACGAGUAACGGUUGCAAACGCUUCAUCGAACUCUUAUGAUUGUCUACUUGCGAAGCGCUCCGCGGAGACCUUUGCUCGACGCCUCAAUGGUAGCUUCCUGCUUCGAGAGGUUGCGGCGGCGGCGGCGGCGAGCACCACCGCAGAUGGUAUCGGAGGCGGGCUGUGUGUCCUUGCCGGGGGCUUGUUCCUUCAUCUUGUCAGAGGCGAUCUGGCUCCCCAUUUUAUCGGUAGAAGCCUUUUSUUGUGUCGUGGCACCCUUUUCCUGCGUCAUGGCUUCUGUCUUCAAGAGGCCGCGACGGGUKCCAGAAUCGGUYGGAGGAACGACCUCGUCGUCCUCYACCUCGUCGAGGACACAACUCCAGUACGCCACCGGUARGACCUCGGUUCCGGUCGAGUCCAAGAAGACCCCACUUGCCGGGACAGUUUCGUUGGUAAGCUGCAGGAUGGAAAGRUGGGUGGGUUCCGGGUCAUUAUCRAUGGAAUAAAAUUCACCCUGCUCCGUUCCGGCAUCGAAUGGAAAGGAGGCGAUCACAAAGGACCGGUACCAGUAUUCCUGCGCUUCGUCYAGAGGAGARAAGUUAUAGAUUCCGCUGAACCAAUCUGGACUCGGUGCUGCCAUGGAAAUGGUGGAUAARAGCGGGUAUUCGGGGCUCAGCUCGAUGGCAUCGAGCAAUUGGGGUGGAUCCAAUGAGUUUGCUUGGCUGACACCGACCACAAUAUCUCCAGCGAUUCCUUCGGCUUCAGCCAGGCAGUAUUCUCCUUCAAGCAGCGAUGUGUCWCCUCCCUGUGUUAUAGAAACAAAUUUGUUGUAGAAGCAAAAACAUGRUGAGAAACCACUGAAUGGGAAAGAAAUGGACCACCGAGAUCAUUKCGAGYGGAUCGAAAAAAAAAGGAAAAACGUACCUCCGCAACGGCUUCGACACCGGGAGACGCAAAUGUUCCUGGAGACCAAACCUCGUAGUUGGUGUUGUGGGCGAUAAGAACGGGGGGCGACCAGUGGGCCAUGCCCGAAGGGUAAUCCUCGGGAUGACGUCUUCCGGACCAGGUGUUUGUGAGCAUGCAGGAGUAACCGACAGUUUGGGUGGCGGGGACGGUGCUAGCGAUGGUUUGAAGGAUGUCCAUAGAGUGAGUCAUGUUGAUAGUAAGUGUUUGUGUUUGUAUUUGUUUUGUAGUUGCUUUUUGAUUUGAUUGCUUUUUGAUUUUGUGAGAAGAAAGAUUGGUUUCUCAAAAUCCGAUCCAAAGAUCAAGGCCAACGGGAAAARUUCGCAAAUCCUCGGAGGAGAUCGUUCGGACGGGAAUAAAAUACGCUUGUGCAGGCUCAAAACAAAAUUCGUUGAAGUCGCUCAGUGUUCCAGUACGAAUGUCGAUUGAUUCACGGAGGAAAGUGAGACUCGRAACAGCGCAGGCCGUCUUUUUUAGAUUUUAAGACCAAACAUACCGCCACAAUACAAGCGUCUUUACGACAGCGAAGAAUGAUACGUACUGUAGAGUGCCGUAAUCAAUGCUAUGGUACCGGUACGUACUUGUACGCAUCGUAUUAAAAGUACGAGUAUUCAUUAUUAUUAAAAUUUCUACGAUACAAAUUGUUCCUAUCGUCUCAAGAAAUUCGCUCAUCAAUUUUACAUCCUUUACACCCUUCACCAAAAUCUACAAGCCGAACUUAACAGCAAUGGAUACCAAAUGGAURCCAUAUCAUGCUACUUUACAAAUGGACAAAGUAACAAGGACGAAGAAAUAUUCGAGCGAAGUUCCAUUCCUGUAUCGAUCUCUCAAUUCCUUUCGGAGAGAACAAGCGUGAAUCUUUCGUGCUCUAUACAAUGAACAAUCUAUUCGCCCGUGAUCGAGACAAUGCGUGCGGAUAAGGACCAGCUUAACCGAACAAUGCAAUCAACUGCUAUGACAUGUGGGCGACCAAAGAGYUCCUGGCAUAGCACAUCGAUCGAGGCAUCAAAGAGUGAAGGAAAGAAUCUUGGAAGGGUUAUAGGUGAUGGACAAGGACUCGCUGACAUGGACGAAUGCUCUGGGCCGAUUGCACAUGAAAUCAGUAAGAAGUGAAUUCUUUGGUCAGUUGGAAAUGAAAAUCCGAGACAAUCUCAGACCUUGUCUAGAUGCAACUUGUAUUCCACAAUGAGAAAACAUUAAUUCUAAGAAACAGUUCAGAYACUA
Molecule: messenger RNA, 2227 nt
Organism: Pseudo-nitzschia multistriata
Lineage: Eukaryota; Bacillariophyta; Bacillariophyceae; Bacillariales; Bacillariaceae
Source: the annotation of a GenBank genome assembly